Molecule: messenger RNA, 1545 nt
Organism: Nematostella vectensis (starlet sea anemone)
Lineage: Eukaryota; Metazoa; Cnidaria; Anthozoa; Actiniaria; Edwardsiidae
Product: tetratricopeptide repeat protein 1
Exons: 8
Coding region: 50-910 (286 amino acids)
Molecular function (GO): protein binding
Source: RefSeq, a predicted model, not a curated record
UAUACCAGGUUUGCAUGUAAAAUGACUUUGUAACCAUUCGAAAUAGAAAAUGGCGGCCGUGAGCGAAAGUGAAGAUAUUUUCAACAAAUAUUCAGAUACAGAGAAGACUAUCGACUAUGAACAAAAAGCAAUCAAAAAAGAUGUCACUGAAACGGCAAAGGGAUCAACUUCAGUCUCAUCAGAACAAAAACAGAAUGAAAGUGAUGAUGACGGUGAAACUUUCGAGGAUGCCAAAGAGAAUAUAGCAGAGAGCUCGGGAGUAAAUGAGAAUUUAAAGGGUUGCAAUAUAGCAGAUGACACUGAAAAUACGCACGAUGAGAAUGAUUCUGAUGAAGAGUAUGUUGAGCCAGAGGAAGAUCUAACUCCGGAGCAGAAAGAGGAAAGAAAACAAGAGGCUAUAAAACUCAAGGAUCAAGGAAAUGAAUCUUUCAGAAACUCAGAAUUCCCUAAGGCAAAGGAACUUUACACAAUGGCAAUAACUCAAUGUCCUUCAGAAUUUAAAAAUGAAAAAUCCAUAUUUUAUUCAAAUAGAGCAGCAUGUCUUGCUAGGAUGGAGUUUUAUAAAGAUGCAAUAAAAGAUUGUACUAAAGCCCUAGAGCUUAAUCCUGAAUAUCUGAAGGCCAGGUUAAGACGAGCUCAGUGUUACGAAAAAACAGAUGAGCUGGAGGAGGCAUUGGAAGAUUAUAAGUUGGUAUUUGAAGCUAAUAAAUCUUGUGAAAUAUCAAGAGAAGCACUAAUGAGACUACCAGAACAAAUAAAAAUCAAGCAUGAGAAAAUGAAAGAAGAAAUGCUGGGUAAACUGAAGGACUUGGGCAAUGUGUUUCUUAAGCCAUUUGGUCUGUCUACAAAUAAUUUCCAGUUCCAGCAGGAUCCUAAUACCGGUGGAUAUUCAGUGAACUUCACAAAAUAAGGUUAAAAAAAGAGUUUAAAGCGUAGUUUAUGGCCAUUGGCUCAGUGGCAGCUUUUAGAUGCUGGUAAAUGAGAAUGGCAGGGGUGGGAUAGGUUUGCAGAUUUGUGGCACCAAGCAAUAUACUGCAGUAGCUGAUUCAAUGCUUGGGUCAAACCUUGCAAAAAAGAGCCCGAAAGACCACACAAUUGUAAAGCAUCUUAAGUCAAUUUCAAAAAAACAUUUUCAGGUUUUCAUUAGUUAAAAGCUGUAAAUUAUUUUUCGCAAUGUCAUCUGGGCAAUCUUGUAUGAUGCAUAGCCAACAAAUAAAUACAACAAAAUAAAUUGAUGAAUAAUGAAGUGACCAUACCUCAGGUUAUGGCAAAUGAUCCAGUCAUUGCCACUGUAGUCAUUAUUUCUGUACAAUACACAGUUGGUUUCUAGCAGCAAGUGUAAUGUCAUCUAUUUAUUUCUACGCAUAAAAAUGUCAGCUGUUUUUUUCUCCUUGUGUGUUCUUUGGUAAACCUCUGCUGUAUCUAAUUAAUACAGUGGAACUUGGAUUUUACGAUAUGCCUCGGGAGAAAAUGUAUUGUAAAAUCAAGGUAAUGUAUUGUAAUGUAUUUAACAAGAUCUAUCAAUAAAAAAAUUGAUUCACUGUA